Striga asiatica is the source of this 5119-nucleotide messenger RNA. Lineage: Eukaryota; Viridiplantae; Streptophyta; Magnoliopsida; Lamiales; Orobanchaceae. The record is from the annotation of a GenBank genome assembly.
CAAAAACAGUACUAUAGUUUAACACGAAAACCACGCUGCACAGUUCUCAAUACUUGCUGUCGGAUAAGAGAGACGAAGACAACAGACGAACUUCUUGUGGAUUUCAUCUCUGUUCUCCUUAUCUUUCUCAGACCAUCAGUAGUAAAAUUCCGGCCACUGAGCGAAAAUGAUGGGUUUUAGCCCUAUGGGUAGCGGCGCCGGAGCAAAUUCAUCAUCGUCUACAUCAAAUUUAUCAGCCCUAGCACCUCCAUUCACUGUAGAUAGAUCAAAUCCUAAGCUCAAUUCAAACCCUAAUUUGCCUUACCACGACUCGCCUUACACGGCCGAACCCUAUAGCCACGGGUGGGAAUAUUCAAUCCCUUCGGCCCCAAUUGUUUUAGAAUCCACUGGAUUGGCCAGCGUGCCUUUACCCGAUGACCACCGAUUUUCAGCCGCCACAACUGUUAGUCCCACUAUUACCCAUUGGUCCACUUUUAGCCGGGUUGAUAAAGCCUCGACUAGUGCCUCUUAUGGUGAUGUUAAGCCCUAUUAUUCGCCCUAUGUUCCUCGUCUGGUUGGAGACGAAAGCCCAUUGGUUGAGGUGGAUGUGACUUGUUACAAUAAAGGUCCCACAUCUCAGAUUGAUUAUACUCGGGGUGUGUGGGAUGUGGAUUAUGAGGCUGGAUGGGCUGGCAAUUUGGGACUUAACGAUGGUAAGCGGGCUAAUAGAGUGGAAAUUGAGGGGAGUUUCUUUGAGAAAUCAAAUAUUGGAGACUUGCAAAGUUAUGGGCAUCAGUUGAAUCAAGGAUGGUUGGACACUGAAAAGAACGAGAAAGUAUCUAAAGAAGGUUCUUAUGGUAUUUCGAAUCAAAUAUUCAACCAGGUGCCUGACACAGGAAUUCAUUGUGGAAAUUCAGUUGUUACUCAAACGAAAGACAACUUAUGUCACGAGCAGAAUCUUGGCUUCUUUCCCUAUGAUUCAAACAAAUCACUUACCUCAGCCUACAAAUCAACCUACCGUGAAUCUCAGGAACUGGCAGUGCACAAGAAUUCCUUAGACGAUCAGAACUCAUCUACUAAGUGUAGAAAAACUGUUGAUAAGCCCUUUAUUGGCCAUGUAUCAUCAAAUAUGCGUUCCUCUGCAGGUGUCAUUAGGCUGCCACCUGCUAAUAAUGGUUACAUUAAGCAGUGCACUUUUGCCCGUAAAUCCACUCAAUGCGACAGUGACGAAAGUGUUCGGAUUGCAAAUUUCGGAUCAAUAUCUGAUUCCCAGUUAAAAGAGGGCUCAUCUGAAACGAGCCUUUUCGGCAUUUCCAAUGAAGGGAAUUUCCUUACUCCACUAAAAGAACUUUCGAUUCCACUGCAGUCUAGCGAUUCUCUUGAUCGUACGUGUAGGGCUGGAUUUGGGUCUCAAUCACAUGAUGAAAGUAUCUAUGGUGGGUUUAAUAUGGCUGGUGGUAAUAGUGUUCAAACAGUAAAGUCUAAUGAAAAUUCUUUGGAUUUUGUUGUGGAUUCACCUUGUUGGAAAGGCACUUCAUGUUCUCAAUUUUCAACAUUCGAUAUCGAAGCUGGGAACUCGAAUAAUUUUAAAAAGAAAUUGGACGGAUACUAUGAGUCCAAUCAUGAAGCGCAGCAGAAGAAUCUCGACUCGGUCAUUGAUAUCGAUCGAACCUUUUUCGGGAAAGCUAGUGAAAGCAACAGUAACAUUGGGAAAAAUGAAUCUGAUACUCAUUGUUCAAGUAAAGAUAAUAGUUUAUUGGGUGAUGGAAAAUGCAGAGGUUGGGUUGCAAAAGAAAACGAGACACUGAAUGAACCCAAUAUGCCAAGAAAACAAUCUGUCCUUGCAAAAGACUUGGCGGGUGAGUUUGAUGCGAAAACUCCUGAUGCCAAGCACUUAAUUGAUAAAGUUGCUAAAACGAUUUCUCUAAAUGAUGUCACUGAAGGCGGUUUUGUUGCUGUUCAUGCUGCCGAGAAAGUUCUAGCAUCGCCUGCUUCUCAAGAAGAUGCGAACGAGCGCAUUAAAGAAACCGAUUGGAAAUUGCAUGUGCCAACAGUGUUAAAGGCAAUGCAUAACCUUUCCGAGUUGCUUAUGUUUCAUCUUUCUGGUGAGUCAUGCUCUCUGGAGAAAGAAAACAUAGAGACUCUCGAGAACACAAUCAGCAACCUUAAUUCCUGUCUGCAUAGUAAAAUCACUGAGGCAUCUAAGAAGCCGAAAUUAAACAAUCCUGUUCGAAACAGUUCUGGCAAACUUUUGGAGUCUCGUAAUAUGCACACGCUUGAGCAUGAAGGAAAUAACAGUUAUUUUGGUAAGAAGGAUGAGAAAUCACCAAUUUUAUCGCCCUUGAUGGAUGGCAUAGACAUGUCAAGUGAUGACAGUAUGACCAAGGCUAUAAAAAAGGUCCUCGAGGAGAAUUUCCUCUUAAAUGAAGAAAUUCACUCAGAAGCACUUCUAUUUAAGAAUUUGUGGCUUGAUGCGGAAGCUAAACUGUGUUCCAUCAGUUACAAAGCUCGUUUUGACAGAAUGAAGAUUCAGAUGGAGCAGAUUAGAAUCAAGGGCUCACAAGACAAUGAGGAUUGUGAAGGAAUCUCAUCUGAUGAGGUUAGCAUUUCACCGGCUGACAUCACAGCUUCUGAAGUGGGCCCCAAAGGGCCGCAUGAUGACCAAAUCGUCCCUAAGCCCGCUCUUCAGGACAUUCCUGCUUCUAGCACAGGUGGGCCCACCGAUGACGUGGACGCUUCUGUCUUGGCAAGGUUCAAUAUCCUAAAAUCCCGAGAAGAAAAUGCAAAGCCUAAUAAGGGUUUCAGUGGCGAGCAAAAUGAAGACCCUAUUGUGGCCAGCUUGAAAUUACGCGAGGAGAAUUUCGGAAAAUUGAUGGGCAUGGAAGAAUAUGAGAAUCAACCACGAUCAAGUGAGAUGAACGAUGCGUGUGAGAAUACGAGUCUGCAUGAAUUUCAUCAUUCGGUCACUAAUAAUGAUCCAACAGUUCAUUCGUGUAGGAAUAACUUGGGUAGGCGUGAUAGUUCGUCUUCGGAUUGGGAACAUGUGCUGAAGGAUGAUUUCUCGUGUAGAACAUGUGUCAACGUGGUGUCUAUUGUAAAGGAGGAAGUUACGAGUGAGUACAACAAUAAGGAUCAAUUUAUUGCUUCUGCUUUACUAAGAUUGCAUUUUCACGACUGUUUUGUCCGGGGCUGUGAUGGCUCGAUCUUGCUAGACUCGACUCCAGGUAAGCUGGCCGAAAAAGACGCGCCACCAAAUAAUCCGAGCCUCAGAAAGAAGGCAUUCGCCUUAAUCGACAGAAUUAAGGGUAGACUUGAAUCCCUAUGCCCAGGUGUCGUCUCGUGCGCUGAUAUACUUGCGUUUGCAGCCCGGGAAAGUGUCUUGUUGGCCGGCGGGCCUGUGUAUUAUUUAGAGGGCGGAAGGAAUGACGGCAGAAUCUCGAAUGCUACGGAGGCUACGCAGAACUUGCCAAAGCCGCAGUCUAACUACAAAACCCUCACCGAGGCCUUUAACGGGACGGCCGACCCGAGUUUGAAUAAAUCGUCUGCAGACUUUUUGCGGGGAUAUUGUAAGCGGGUCCCACAACCACUAGUGAACAUGGACGACACCCCAAACGCAUUCGAUACCAAAUAUUACGAAUACGUCCUCGAAGGCAAAGUCGUGCUAUCCUCUGACAAUGCCCUGCUUAAUAACAAAGAUUCACGGUCGCGAGUGAAACAAUAUAAUGAAUCGAGCAACAAAUGGUUCCAAGACUUUGCGAAAGCUAUGGAGAAAAUGGCGAAGCUUUCAGAUACGGAUCCGAAUAAUCCUGACAAUGAGGAUUGUGAAGGAAUCUCAUCUGAUGAGGUUAGCAUUUCACCGGCUGACAUCACUGCUUCUGAAGUGGGCCCCGAAGGGCCGCAUGAUGACCAAAUCAUCCCUAAGCCCGCUAUGGUUCCAUUUGUUUCAAUAAACAAUGAAGAUUGUGAAGGAAUCUCAUCUGAUGAGGUUAGCAUUUCACCGGCUGACAUCACAGCUUCUGAAGUGGACCCCAAAGGGCCGCAUGAUGACCAAAUCGUCCCUAAGCCCGCUUUUGAGGACAUUACUUCUUCCCGUGCGCUACAGAAGGAUUAUUAUAAAAACAAAUGCUUCGGACAUGGAAAGCAAUACAACGUGGAGGCUCUUGUGAGUGACGAAGUUAAAAGUGCGUACAGAAGUGACAAAUCUAUUGCUCCUGCUUUACUAAGAUUGCAUUUUCACGACUGUUUUGUGCGGGGUUGUGAUGCUUCGAUCUUGCUAGACUCGACUCGAGGUAAACCGGCGGAAAAAGUCGCGCCACCAAAUAAUCCGAGCAUCAAACAGAGCACAUUAGACCGUAUAAACUACAUUAAGGGUCAACUUGAAUCCCUAUGCAAAGGUGUCGUCUCGUGCGCUGAUAUAAUUGCGUUUGCCGCCCGGGACAGUGUCGUGUUGACCGGCGGGAAAAGUUAUGAAGUAUUGGGCGGAAGGAUGGACGGCAGAAUCUCAAAUGCUUCGGAGGCAAAGUCGAUGGUGCCAUCGCCUCAAUCUAACUACAAAACCCUCUCCGAUGCCUUUAAAAAAAAGAACUUAACAGAAGUACACAUGAUCGCACUUUCCGGAGCACACACAAUCGGGCAGACCAACUGCAGCUCUGUCACUAAAAGACCGGCACCGGCCAGUUGUUCGCGGAAUCCACAAAAACUAGUGGACAUGGAAAACACCCCACAAAAAUUUGAUAACGGUUAUUACAAUCGCGUCCUCCAACGCCAAGCCCUGUUUUCCUCUGACAAUGCCCUGCUUAAUAACAAAAUUUCACAGACGAUAGUGAAACGAUAUAAUGGUUCGUUCGAUCAAUGGUUUCACGACUUCGCGAUUGCUAUGCAAAAAAUGGGGGAGAUUUUAGAUACGGAUAAGAGUAAUCAUGGUGAGAUUCGAUCUGACUGCAGAAAGUUUGCCGAAGCAAUGGUGAAGAUGGGGAGUAUUGAGGUCUUGACGGGUAGUCAAGGUGAGGUUCGUGCAAAUUGUAGAGUGAUCAAUGGUGACUGUCAUGAGGAGUCUUCUGGAAAGGAUAUUUUGCGCAUGUGUGCCGUGGAUGAGGAUAAUCUCGGCAUGCUACCUGCAGCUCGAAAGGGAAGGAGAUAA